Chenopodium quinoa (quinoa) is the source of this 2188-nucleotide messenger RNA. RefSeq names its product solute carrier family 25 member 44-like. Lineage: Eukaryota; Viridiplantae; Streptophyta; Magnoliopsida; Caryophyllales; Amaranthaceae. The transcript has a single exon. The record is from RefSeq and is a predicted model, not a curated record. The coding region runs from base 916 to 1956 and encodes 346 amino acids.
UAAAUUACAGUAGAUAAUAGAUAUCGUAAAAACAUAUACAUACGAACACUUUACCAAUAAAACCAGAUAAAUAUCAUUCUUCUAAAACACUACUCAAUGAUUAAUAUCACAAUUAAAUAAAAAUAAUAAUAAAAUAAAGCAUGUUACCUAAUAUAUGAGCAUUCCUUAAUCCUUAUGCAAGUUAUGAAAACACAGAAAAAACAAAGCUCCUGAAACCGGAUAAGGGUAACCGAGUCACAGUCACAGCCCACGUGGCCAGCUCGUGCUUGGACAAAACCUAGAAUCAAGGCCAAAAACCCUAACACUAACCGACGCGUGUCAGUUAUUCACUCAUUCUCCUAAACCCCCCUUUCUCCUCAUUCCUCAAUACAACACUUUCUACCCUUCACAACUCACCCUUUUCUUUUUCUCUCUCUUUCACCCUUUUUUCUGGGUUAUAUUUAUCACAUCAAAAAAAAAAAAAAAAGGGUUAAAUUUGUUUUCUAGGAAAAAUUCUUAUUUUGGGAGAUUGGUUUCUUUAAUUUUCAUCUCAAAUUUUAGUAAAAACAGACGUAUUUAUUCCUUCUUUUAUUUUUUUUUUUACAAGAAAAUAAUGCUAGAUCUUUUCCCUGUUCUAUUAUUUCGCUCUAAAAUCUGGGUUAGAAAACGCAAAAAAUCCCAAGCUUCCCGUUAAAUUUGAUUAAUUUUUUUGUCAGUUAGAUUAAUCUAACAAAUUCCCCUGUAUAAAUUAUAAACCCCUGUAAUUAUAACCAAUUUUUUUUUCAGGUUUUGUGGGUACUUUUUGUCGAUUACCUUUCUGGGUUUGAUUUUGUUGAUUUGUAUAUAAAUCCUCUCAAAAAAACAGAAAAAAAAUCCCAAAAAAAUUAGAAAUUCUAGGUAGUUUGUAAAGUUUCCAAAAUUGGAAGAAUCGAAAAGAUGAGUUUAGGCACAGCAGAAGAAGAAUCCAAGGAAGAAAUCCACAUUCCGGCAGAUAUAAACUGGGAAAUGUUAGAUAAAUCCAAGUUUUUCAUCCUUGGUGCUGGUUUAUUUUCCGGCGUUUCGGCCGCCCUGUACCCUGCCGUAGUCCUGAAGACCCGGCAGCAGGUCGGCCGAUACUCGCAACGAUCCUGCAGUCUUACGACUGCUAUGUGUAUCGUGCGAAGCGAGGGGUUCCGAGCCCUGUAUAGAGGGUUCGGAACCUCUCUAACCGGAACCAUACCCGCGAGGGCGCUCUAUAUGACCGCCCUCGAGGUGACCAAGAGUAGUGUAGGUGCCACUACUCUUGGUCUUGGUUUUGCUGAGCCCACAGCGGCUGCUAUUGCCAAUGCUGCAGCUGGUGUAUCAGCCGCCAUUGCGGCGCAGCUUGUAUGGACACCGGUUGAUGUUGUAAGCCAAAGAUUAAUGGUGCAGAAUAGUAGAGGAAAUCUUAGCAAGAUGAGGUAUGCUAAUGGGGUUGAUGGGUUCAAGCAAAUAAUCAAAUCAGAUGGAUUGAGAGGAUUAUACAGAGGUUUUGGUAUAUCUAUAUUGACUUAUGCACCUUCUAAUGCGGUUUGGUGGGCGUCUUACUCGGUUGCUCAACGCCUCAUUUGGGGUGGUAUUGGGUGCUACUUUUGCAAGAGAGAUGAUCCUAGUGGUGGUGAUGAGGUGACAACCACUUAUAGGCCGGAUUCGAAGGCGGUGAUGGUGGUUCAAGGUGUGAGUGCUGCACUGGCUGGUGGGGCGUCCGCUUUGAUCACAAUGCCUUUGGAUACAAUCAAGACUAGGUUGCAAGUCUUGGAUAGUGAGGAGAAUGGGCGUAGUAGAGGCCCUACGGUGGCUCAAACGGUGCGUAAUUUGGUCCGGGAAGGCGGGUGGACAGCGUGCUAUCGAGGGCUUGGGCCACGGUGCGCCUCCAUGUCGAUGUCGGCCACCACCAUGAUCACUACUUAUGAGUUUCUUAAGAGGUUGUCAGCCAAGAGCCAAGAGGGUGUGACAUAGUUUUAGGUCAAUAACUCUAUACAGGGGGAAAAUAGGAGUAAGAGAUCAAAAUGUAAUAUGCAGAGAACAAGUUUUUCUGUGUCUUUUGUAACCCUAAAUCUCCUUGUUUGAUCCCUUAUUUUGUUAAACUUGACAGGAGAAUUAGGGUUUUAAUGAAUGUAAUCCCUUUCGACUUCACAAAAAUGAAUACGUGUUUUUUUUUUUGACAAUUAAUGUUGCUAAUAUUAUAACA